AUGAUAUCCGCGUCGUUGUCGAUACAUACACAAGCCACGUCACACACCGCGGAGAAGAUGUCAUUCGAUUUCGAAACUGGACCGUUGACGGACUUGCGAUCCAAUAAGGGUAUUCCCACCGGACUCGUUAAGCUGGGUUCGAGAAAGUCAUUGCUGGCGAUCAAGCAGAGCGAGAUUGUUGAGGCCCAGAUCAAAGACGUCUAUCCUCAUCUCAGAACCCAGAUAGUGGGCCUCACAACAUUUGGUGAUGAGGUUCAGAAUAAACCGCUUUAUUCAUUUGGCGGAAAGUCGCUGUGGACCAAAGAAUUAGAGGUCCUCCUGUACGAGAAGAUUGGUGACAACGAGAUGAUCGACCUGAUUGUUCACUCGCUAAAAGAUAUGCCCACACACUUGCCCGAGGAGUUUGAAUUGGGCUGCAUACUGAAGAGAGAAGGUGAGUUUUUCUGUGCUAUUUUUGCUACUAACAGUGCAUUUUUGGACGUCAACAGCUUGGAUUGGGACUGUUCCGUGGGUUUUUAUGAUGAAUUAAAGAAUUUCAGACGUUAG
Messenger RNA from Kuraishia capsulata CBS 1993, 546 nucleotides. RefSeq lists its product as uncharacterized. The transcript has a single exon. The coding region runs from base 1 to 546 and encodes 181 amino acids. The record is from RefSeq and is a predicted model, not a curated record. Gene Ontology annotation, molecular function: hydroxymethylbilane synthase activity. Lineage: Eukaryota; Fungi; Ascomycota; Pichiomycetes; Pichiales; Pichiaceae. Gene Ontology annotation, biological process: heme biosynthetic process. Gene Ontology annotation, cellular component: cytoplasm.